Closterium sp. Naga37s-1 is the source of this 414-nucleotide messenger RNA. Lineage: Eukaryota; Viridiplantae; Streptophyta; Zygnematophyceae; Desmidiales; Closteriaceae. The record is from the annotation of a GenBank genome assembly.
GACUCGAUUCGGUCCUUCACGGGUCGCGACAAAUACCGCCGCCUUUCGUGGAUCCGCAGCGCGCUUCAGAACUCCUCAGUGCACAUGCUGGGAAUGUCAAUGGAGUCAACGAGCGUCCUCGUGAUUACGUGGCAGCUUCGCGGGUACCUCGUCAUCCCGGGCGGCUUGCUGGACGCGCGAGUGACGUCAACGUUCACGCUGAACCAGAUCAGCGGCCAGGUCAUCAACCACCGCGACCAAUGGGACGUCGCCAGCUCAGCGCUGCCCAUCCAGCUGGCGUUCUGGGCGUCGCGGCUCGCGUGGUCCACGUCGGAGGCGAUUAAAGACGUCACGGAGAAGUCCGGAGAGGGUAGCAAGAGCGGAGGCGGCGACUCGAAUUAUAUUUAUCCUCACCCGUCGGGCGACCCUAGACGA